GUCCCCUUUGGGAAGCUUCUAUCACUUUGUAUAUAUCAUGCAUUUCUCCUCCUCGUCGUUACUACUUUGGCAGCAUGCAUGUCUGUCACUGCCGCACAGUGCAAACCUUCCUUAAAGGGCUGCGAUACGAACGAUGAUUGCUGCAGUCACCACUGUGCUCCAGUGAAAGUGAGUAUGAAUAGCUUGCUUUGCAUCCAGUAUUCGACCCUGUUGCUCACCCCUUGCACCUUGCAAUAUCAAUGGCGCGGCGGUCUGAAAAUCUGCCAGUAAGACUGCUUACCGAUGAGCUGGCAGCCCGUCCAUGAGCACAUCUGGACAUUCGUUGCUGACUUGGUCAAUGUGGUUGUUCCUGGAGUCUGUUAUUUUCCCUGCUUCAUGGGCAAUAGAGGCGCCUUUUUGAUU
Suillus subalutaceus is the source of this 402-nucleotide messenger RNA. RefSeq lists its product as uncharacterized. The transcript is spliced from 2 exons. The record is from RefSeq and is a predicted model, not a curated record. The annotation marks the transcript as partial. Lineage: Eukaryota; Fungi; Basidiomycota; Agaricomycetes; Boletales; Suillaceae.